This is a messenger RNA of Schistocerca americana (American grasshopper), 2562 nucleotides long. Its product is annotated as trypsin alpha-3-like. NCBI's taxonomy places the organism in Eukaryota, Metazoa, Arthropoda, Insecta, Orthoptera, Acrididae. The record is from RefSeq and is a predicted model, not a curated record. The transcript has 5 exons. Gene Ontology annotation, molecular function: serine-type endopeptidase activity. Gene Ontology annotation, biological process: proteolysis. The coding region runs from base 1 to 558 and encodes 185 amino acids.
AUGAUGCUGACUGUAUGGAUACCCGCCAGUUUGCUGAGCGUCUCAGUGGGCAGCGUGCACAUCUCGUCAGGAACGAGGGUGCCUGUGUCCGCAGUCUUUGUCCACUCCGAAUACAACCGCACAACAAACCAGAACGAUAUCGCUGUUGUCAGGACUAAGGAGAAGCUACCCUUGGGACCUACAGUGCAGCCCAUCGGAUUCUCGGAAAGCACUCCCGCGGCGAACACGCUGUGCAACGUAAGCGGCUGGGGUGUCACUGCUGUGAAUGGGCCCACUACAGAGCAGCUGAAGUACGUGACGGUGAACGUGACAGACACAGCGGUUUGCCGCACGAGGCUGCUCGUACUGGAAGGAAUGCUGUGUGCUGGAGGGGUGGGGAACGAAGACUCCUGCCAGGGAGAUGGUGGUGGGCCACUCGUGUGUAACGGUUCACUUGCCGGAGUCGUCAGCUUUGGCUACUACUGCGGUCUGCCAGGCUACCCUAGCGUGUACACCGACGUGUCCAAAUACGGCGACUUCCUCAACCAUUCGCUGACAGAGCCGGUGUCGCCUCAGUGACGUCACCAGGCUACUAGACGCUGACCGUCGUCGGCUCCAUGGACAGCGUGGGGAGCGUCAAGCCGGGUUUAACUCUGCUGCCUGUUUUUCUGUGAAGCACUACCCGACAGGACAGUCUCUGUAGCAAGAAAACGCUCUCAUAAAUGGAUGUCUUGUGUAGGCUUAAUGCUCUCGUCAGUAAAGGGCAUGCGAUUUUCUGCUGUUCAUGUACUUUAUUAUAUUUAAUGUCAUACAAUAUGCUGGUACGAGUGAAACUGCCCUACACCAUGGAUGAUACAUACCGUACAUGACAUCCUUAUAGUGGAACCAACAUCUCGAUCAGCUGAUUAUUGGAGACAUCCAUAUUCAGCAGACCUGUGAAGUACUGUUCAGUUUAUCUUCAUUUUAGUAUUUUCAGUAAGGGUUUCUUUAUUAAAAUGAUGCAGUACUGUACAGCGUUUGGUUCCAGCGAAAGAUAUAUGCAAGCAGCUAAUAGAGGAUGUACAUAAAUGUUUACCUUGCUAACAAAAUUCUUUAACUCUUUAUUGAUAUAGUAAAUGAAACUUGCGUUAUACCACAUACAGCUCUACUCAUUAAAUUUUGAACCUUACAUGAACAUUUAAUGCAUUUCAUUUACGUCACAACAUCUGUACCUCUGGAAACACCCAAAAUAUCAAACUGGCGCUCAAUCGCAUGCCACACAUGCAACAUAUCUGGUGUGACUGCGCUAAUUGUAUCUCUGAUGCGUUGCUGCAAUGUCGUAACAUCAGGAACUACUGUUGUACACAGUACCUUCACAUACUCGCAAAGAAAGAAAUCGAAGAGGAUAACGUCAGAUGAUUUCGAAAGUCACGGAAUAGAGCCGUCUAUGCCAGUCCACCUGCUGAGGAACGUUUCAUUAAGAAAACCGUGGAUUUCUACAGUCCGAUGAGGGGGAGUUCAGUCUUCCUGAAAUAUGGCAGAGCUUUGCUUAUCCUGUAGCUGGAGCAUGAUAUAAUUCAGCAACAUGCCUAGGUAAACAUAUACACUUACAUUGCUUUCAAGGAAGUAAAAUGAGCAACCAACACCACACCACACUUUAAUCUUUGGACUGUCCCGAAUGUGUUCUUGUAUGACAUGAGGAUUUUCUAGUCCCCGGAUCCAGACAUUAUAGCAGUUAACUGAGCCACAAACAUGAAUUGUAUCCUUAUCGGAAAAAACACGCACGAUCUAAGAAAUCAUUGUGAUCACCCAAACGAUUCAGCAUAUCCACUGCAAACUGUUCACGUUUUCGGUGAUCAACUGGUUGUAAUGUUUGAACAAUUUGGACCUUGUAAGCAUGCAAUUUAACACGUUUGCGAAGCACAUUAUGCACUGUACUCUUUGGUACUUGAAACUCCCAUGACGUUUGUAUAAUCGAUUUUCGUGGCAACCUCGUGAAGGUGGUUUGAACUACCUGCACAGUCUCAUCCGAAACAGAUGGUCCGCAGGUGCUUGGCCGUGAACCGACCCCGUUGCUAAAAAAGGUCCCAUCCAUGUUCUGGGUAACUUGACAUCAGGCGUCUUCUUUCCAUAAUGGGACACUAACUUUCGCUGCACAGUAAUCGGUGAUUUGCUUUCUGCCAGCCACCCAACACAUUGAGAUUUCCCCUGGGGGAGGGAGAAGCCAUUUUUAUGAUAUAACUCACACAACGUUCCUUGUGGCGAAAUUGUUGAAUGACACACAGGUAUACAGAAAAUUUAUGGGUUUCCUAGUAGGCCUGUAACAACUAACGUUGUGAUCAUAAAUAUAAUUAACAUUUAAUCUUGAAAUCAGGGUAAACAUUUAUGGUCACCCUACAUUUCUUUCCUCAGUUACAGUUGUUUUAAGAAUACAAAAAAAAUGGUGAUUACAUUUUUUUGAAAGUUGGUCCUUGAAAUAAAACUUGAUGAAUGGAGAAGGUUUUGAGAAAAGAGAAAUUUAAUAUCUAACUCACUACAAGAGCUUUCUCUUUAACCGACUUUUCUAAUAUACUGCGCUUUAUUUCUUUUGUUUCUGUAUCUAUU